CCCUUCUCAUCCGCCAAUUUUUGUUUUUCAGUUGACAAAAUAUCUCAGGCUCCAGCUCCACUAGCUCAGUCGGGAGCCUUAAACACACACGCUCUCCUCGUAUUCACUGCCCCAUAUUACUCCCAUGGCCGCGUGCUUAUUCCUCCUCCCCACCAUUCCCUGCAAACCCCGAAUACCCACAAACUCUUACAUCCCUAAGAUCGCCUGCUCCUCCCUCGCAACCCAAUCGAAGCUCGCAAAGCAAGACCUUCUCAACCUCAUCUCUGACCAGGACCGAGGCCUCAAGACCCAGACCAACUCAACCAAGCGAGCAUCCAUCGUCAAGGCCGUCGACGCCUUGGCUGUUCUGGGAACGGAUACCGUCACCACCGGGAGUUUGCUCUCGGCGACUUGGAGACUGCUCUGGACCACGGAGAAAGAACAGCUUUUCAUUAUUGAGAAGGCCUACUUGUUUGGCACCCAAGCCGGUGACGUAUUGCAGGUCAUCGACGCUGAGAAGAAGGUCCUCAACAACGUCAUUACUUUUCCUCCUCAUGGGGUUUUCUAUGUUCGGUCCAAUAUUGAAAUUGCUUCCAAGCAGAGAGUGAAUUUUAGAUUUACAAGUGCGGUUUUGCGUGGGGAAAACUGGGAGAUUCCGUUGCCCCCAUUUGGACAGGGCUGGUUUGACACUGUAUAUUUGGAUGAUGAAAUUCGCGUCGUAAAAGAUAUUAGGGGAGACUACUUAGUUGUAGAUCGAGCUCCUUAUAAUUGGAAAGAAUGAAGAACAUACGUUUUUGGCAUUAUUGUUGAACUACUUGAACACAGCAUUGCUUGGAAUGAACACAUGACUGUUGUAUGCUCCUUAUAACUAACUGGAGGAAGUAAGAUGACGCAACUUUUGCCUUCUUCAGCUGUGUUUCCUAGCAGAGCAUUCUUCGCAUAAUGGAUACAUAUCUUCUUGCUCAUAAUAUAUGUAUUUGUGAUUAAAUUGGUCUGUAUAUUCUUUCCUCAUAACAUGUUCUUGAUAAUUAACUCUGUAAACUCUUUACAGGAAAGUAAUUUCCUUUAUGAUCCACUACCAAGCCAUAAAUAGAAGCUUCUGCUUUGCUUGUC
This is a messenger RNA of Humulus lupulus (European hop), 1092 nucleotides long. RefSeq names its product probable plastid-lipid-associated protein 11, chloroplastic. Bases 125 to 760 code for a protein of 211 amino acids. The record is from RefSeq and is a predicted model, not a curated record. Lineage: Eukaryota; Viridiplantae; Streptophyta; Magnoliopsida; Rosales; Cannabaceae. The transcript has 4 exons.